GCAUGUAAAUAUAAUGAUAACCACUGCAGCCAAGAAGAGAGCCUGACGAGCCCAGUUAUGGCGAGUUGUACUACAUAAGGUACAAAGGCACAAAUCGCUGCAUUAAGGCAAAAGUGCUGUGUGGGCCCGACAAAGCCAAUGAAGUUUUCCUUGACUUUCAUGCCAGCAGUGGUGGUUCGCACUGUGGCCAGAAAAAACAAGAGAAGCAAUCUCAAAAAGAUUUUCUUGGCCUGGAAUGUCAGAGGACAUAAAUUUAUGGGUGACUCAGUGUGUGGCAUGCCAGGUCAGCAGUGUCAUCAUUAAAAAGGAGGUGGCGUACACACCGAUACAGGUCAACCAGCCAUUUGAGCUUAUUGGAAUGGAUUUAAUUGGUCCACUAAAAAUGACUUCAAAUAACAACCAGUACAUAUGUGUACUUAUUGACUACUUGACAAAAUGGCCCCAGGCAUAUCCGUUGAAGUCCAAAAGCACUGAAGAGGUAGCAAAAUGCAUUCUGAAGUUCUUUUACCAGUUUGAAGCACCGAAGCGCAUUCUAACGGACCAGGGGAAGGAGUUUGUGAAUGAAAUCAACCGAAAUGUUUGCAAAAUCCUAAACAUUCAAAGGAGUCUCUGUGCCCCAUACCACCCACAGACAAAUGGGUUGGUAGAAAGCAUGAAUGGGACCAUACAGAGAGCACUUUCCAAGUUGGUAAAUGAAAAGCCAGAGGAAUGGGACAAACAUUUGGAUCCUGUCAUGUUUGGCCUGACAACCAAGCCCCAUAUGACCACUAAGUACUCACCCUUUUUUUUUUAAUGUUUGGUAGAGAGGCGAGGUACCCUACUCAAAUCCCAGAUUAAUACAGAGUAAGUUAUUUUUAAAAACAUUGUUGGAUUAAAUACAUAAGACUUUAAAUUUCUUUUCUUGAAUUUUUUUUUUUAGAUUUUCAUAUAAUAACACAUCCCUUUUUCUACAUCUUACAGGUGGACAGCGGUGUGGAGGACAUUUUGUCUGUUGAAGAGGCAACAGAAGAAAUUCUUAAGCUGGAUGAAGUCCUUCAGAAUGCUAUUUCCAAUAGCAAAAAAACACAGUCAAAAUAUCAAAACAAAAAUAAAGGCAGACCUACUCCGAGUUUUACAGUCGGCAUGAAAGUGUGGAGGAUGAACACGAGGAGCCAGCAGAGGAAAGGGGGCAAGUUAGAUCGAAAUUACCUCGGCCCCUACACAAUUGCUGCGAUAGAUGGGAAAAGUGUGGAUCUUUUGGACAGCAAAGGUGUGACAAUACCAAAAAUUAACAUUGAUCAUUUAAUGGUGUUCACAGAGGAACAGCCAAGAAUUCCACAAAAGUUGUCUAAUGCUUCUUCUUCUGAGCCAUCCACCACCACCACAUCCACAGUCGGGCCCCCAACCACCACAUCCACCUCUGAAACAUCCACCACCACGUCAGCCUCUGAACCAUCCACCACCAUGUCCACCUCUGAAAUAUCCACCACCACGUCCACCUCUGAAACAUCCACCACCACGUCCACCUCUGAAACAUCCACCAUCACGUCAACCUAUGAACCAUCCACCACCACGUCCACCUCUAAAACAUCCACCACCACGUCAACCUAUGAACCAUCCACCACCACGUCCACCUCUGAAACAUCCACCACCACGUCCACCUCUGAAACAUCCACUACCACGUCAACCUAUGAACCAUCCACCACCACGUCCACCUCUGAAACAUCCACCAUCACGUCAACCCAUGAACCAUCCACCACCACGUCAACCCAUGAACCAUCCACCAUCACGUCAACCCAUGAACCAUCCACCACCACGUCAACCUAUGAACCAUCCACCAUCACCUCCACCUCUGAAACAUCCACCAUCACGUCCACCUCUGAAACAUCCACCAUCACGUCAACCCAUGAACCAUCCACCACCACGUCAACCCAUGAACCAUCUACCACCACGUCCACCUCUGAAACAUCCACCAUCACGUCAACCCAUGAACCAUCCACCACCACGUCCACCUCUGAAACAUCCACCAUCACGUCAACCCAUGAACCAUCCACCACCACGUCAACCUAUGAACCAUCCACCAUCACGUCCACCUCUGAAACAUCCUCCAUCACGUCCACCUCUGAAACAUCCUCCAUCACGUCCACCUCUGAAACAUCCAACACCACGUCCACCUCUGAAACAUCCACCACCACGUCAACCUAUGAACCAUCCACCAUCACGUCCACCUCUGAAACAUCCACCAUCACGUCAACCCAUGAACCAUCCACCACCACGUCCACCUCUGAAACAUCCACCUCCACGUCCACCUCUGAAACAUCCACCACCACGUCAACCCAUGAACCAUCCACCACCACGUCCACCUCUGAAACAUCCACCACCACGUCCACCUCUGAAACAUCCACUACCACGUCAACCUAUGAACCAUCCACCACCACGUCCACCUCUGAAACAUCCACCAUCACGUCAACCCAUGAACCAUCCACCAUCACGUCAACCCAUGAACCAUCCACCACCAUGUCAACCUAUGAACCAUCCACCAUCACGUCCACCUCUGAAACAUCCACCACCACGUCCACCUCUGAAACAUCCACUACCACGUCAACCUAUGAUCCAUCCACCACCACGUCCACCUCUGAAACAUCCUCCAUCACGUCCACCUCUGAAACAUCCAAC
This is a messenger RNA of Oreochromis niloticus (Nile tilapia), 2655 nucleotides long. RefSeq names its product cell wall protein DAN4. The record is from RefSeq and is a predicted model, not a curated record. The transcript is spliced from 6 exons. The annotation marks the transcript as partial. Lineage: Eukaryota; Metazoa; Chordata; Actinopteri; Cichliformes; Cichlidae.